AUGCACAAUCCUGUCGCAGCCACACAAGGCUACCCUUCCCCACGACCGCAGGGUUUCGAUGACCCCGUAUAUGCCGCCCCUCCUCCAGAAGAGCCACCACCUUCCUACGACGAAGCGAUCCAUUCAUCGACGUCUCCUCUAUUGGUAGGGCCACCGCCAGACUAUGGCGCCUUUCGAGCCUAUGUCGACCCAGAUGAGUCUUCUGAGGCUAGCAGCGAGAUAGAGGGAACAGAUCAACCUCUGCACGAGUGGCUUGGACAAGCGUUUGGCAUUCUAGUAUUUCUGGGCAUCAUGUAUGCAUUCUGGUGGACCAUCAACCAGCCUGAUAUGGAGCGUUCUCCUGGAUGA
Molecule: messenger RNA, 348 nt
Organism: Ascochyta rabiei
Lineage: Eukaryota; Fungi; Ascomycota; Dothideomycetes; Pleosporales; Didymellaceae
Exons: 2
Coding region: 1-348 (115 amino acids)
Source: RefSeq, a predicted model, not a curated record